AUGGAGCCAUUCAGGGGGACACUGCUGCUGGUGGCCUCCUGUAUGUCGGCCGUCCAUGGGUCUCCAGAGCUGGACAUCGAGGAAGCCACUGUCCACCUCCCCCGGCCCCUGCACAUUGUGGUGGAGGGCAACCUGAUGGUGCUGACAGCGGCCGGCCUGACCCAGAUGCUGAACCAGACCCGCUUCCUCAUGGUGCUUUUCCACAACCCAUCCUCAAAGCAAUCGAGGAACAUGGCUGAGGAGCUGGGCAAAGCCAUGGAGAUCAUGGGCAAAGGCAAGAAUGGGCUCGGCUUUGGCAAAGUGGACAUCACAGUUGAGACAGAUCUUCAGAAGGAGUUUGAGGUUAAGAAGGCCCCCGAUCUGAAGCUGUUUUUUGAGGGCAACAGAUUGGAGCCCAUCAGCUGCACAGGAGUGGUUGAAUCUACUGCCUUGGUCGUUUGGUUGAGAAGACAGAUUAGCCGGAAAGCAUUUUUGUUCAAUAAUACCCAACAGGUGAAAGAUUUUGUGAAAUCCAGGCCCUUGGUCAUCAUUGGCUUCUUUCAGGACUUAGAGGAAGAAGUAGCAACAUUGUUCUAUGAUGUGAUUAAAGACUUUCCAGAGCUAACAUUUGGGGUGAUAUCAAUUCGCAAUACCCUGGGGCAUUUCCACGUCACGCUGGACAGUGUUCUGGUGUUCAAAAAGGGGAAAAUUGUGAACCGCCAAGAGCUCAUUAAUGACAGCAACAACAAAAACAUCCUCCAUCAAGUCAUCAAACAGCAACUCACCGAUUUGGUGAUUGAAUACAACUCUGAGAAUAAGGAUCUGAUCUAUGAGUUGCACAUCCUAAAUCACAUGCUGCUCUUCGCCUCCAAAACCUCAGAGUCAUUUGGAAUGAUCAUGCAGCAUUAUAAGCUGGCAUCAAAGGAAUUUCAAAACAAGAUCCUCUUCAUCCUCAUCGAUGCAGAUGAACCCAGAAAUGGGCGUGUCUUUGAAUACUUCCGGGUCACAGAGGUUAACAUCCCUUCUGUCCAAAUCCUAAACUUAAGCUCUGAUGGGAGGUACAAAAUGCCUUCUGAUGAGAUAACUUAUGAAAACCUCAAGAAAUUCAGCAAUAAUUACCUGAACAGAAGAGCCAAGAAACAUCGGUCCAGCGAAGAGAUUCCAAAACAUUGGGACCAGAGUCCAGUUAAGCAGCUUGUGGGGAAGAACUUCAACCUAGUCGUCUUUGAUAAGGACAGGGACGUAUUUGUGAUGUUCUAUGCACCCUGGUCUAAGAAGUGCAGGGCACUGUUCCCCCUCUGGGAGGAGAUGGGCACAAAGUAUCAAAACCACUCCACAGUCACCAUCGCCAAGAUCGACAUCACAGCCAACGACAUUCAGUUGAUGUACCUGGACCGAUACCCCUUCUUCCAGCUUUUCCCUACUGACUCUCAACAAGCUGUACCAUACAAGGGAGAACACACCCUGAAAGGCUUUUCUGACUUUCUGGAAAGUCAAGUCAAGACCAGGAUUGAGGAGGAAGAUGAGCUAUUGUCUAUCGAAGGGAUAGAAGAGGAAGUACUGGUAGAGGAAGAGGAAGAGGAGGUAUCUUUCAUGAAGAAGCAGCUACCUGAAAAGAAGUUGCCUGAGCCGGAGAAGGUAACGAAGCUGGUGGAGACAGCUGGGCAUCAGGAAGCAGCUGCCGAGGAGAAGGAGGCGGAGGCGGAGAACCCAAAGGGGCCUCCAAGAGCGGAGAAGAAACCAGAAAUAAAGGAAGAAUUGUAG
Molecule: messenger RNA, 1743 nt
Organism: Condylura cristata (star-nosed mole)
Lineage: Eukaryota; Metazoa; Chordata; Mammalia; Eulipotyphla; Talpidae
Gene: PDILT
Product: protein disulfide isomerase-like, testis expressed
Exons: 11
Coding region: 1-1743 (580 amino acids)
Biological process (GO): protein folding
Cellular component (GO): endoplasmic reticulum
Source: RefSeq, a predicted model, not a curated record